AUGGAACACAUAGACUAUAUUUCGAAGGUGAAAUCUCUAAAAAGGGAUGGACUCUUUAAAGGGAAGAGGAUUCGAAGCAUGGAGAUGGACUCUAAAGAGAGGAUGAUCCUAGACGAAUGGACCCCAGAGUGGGAUAAAAAACCUGGAUAUGGGAGAGGAAUCUAUGAGGAGGGAUGGACCCCUAGAGAGAAAUGGAGGAACUCGAACAUGAAGAAGGAAUCCUUAAGAAGGGAUGGAAGAAUCCUUAAAGAUGGAUGGAGGAAUCCGAACGUAAGAGAGGAAUCUCCGAGGAGGUAUGGAUCCUUCGAAAGGGAUGAAGGAUCUCAAACAUGGGAGAGAAAUCCACGAGGAGGGAUAGACCUCCAAGAAAGAGAGAUGGAGCAAACCCAAACAUGA
Dovyalis caffra is the source of this 396-nucleotide messenger RNA. Lineage: Eukaryota; Viridiplantae; Streptophyta; Magnoliopsida; Malpighiales; Salicaceae. The record is from the annotation of a GenBank genome assembly.